This is a messenger RNA of Quercus lobata, 2812 nucleotides long. It is a transcript of the gene PTL, whose product is annotated as Duplicated homeodomain-like superfamily protein. The record is from RefSeq and is a predicted model, not a curated record. The transcript is spliced from 2 exons. Lineage: Eukaryota; Viridiplantae; Streptophyta; Magnoliopsida; Fagales; Fagaceae. The coding region runs from base 191 to 1903 and encodes 570 amino acids.
CAUGGGACCAUUGUCCUGUACAUAAAAUUCGAGCUUUUUCGUGGACGACACGAUCCGAGUCUGCCGCUCCUCUUUCGUUUCUCUCUCUCUCUCUCUUACUCUCUUUCUCCAAAUACCUUUAUCUUUCUUUCUCUCACCCUUUCUUUACUUCGGUGUUUUUUUUUCUUGACUCAUAUUUCAAACCCCCCACAUGGAAAUGGAAGAUCAGUAUAACAUAGCCGAUCUAAGGCAACUCAUGAAUGGUCCUAGGUCUCAUUUCCCAGCUAUCCCUGAACCCCAAGACCUUUUCUCUGCUCACCAACACCGAAGCCUCACACCCACUUCUCAACAACACUACGAUAUGCUGAUGUUGAAUCGUCAUCAUCAUCAACAUCAACAAGUACCUCCGGAGCUUUUGCCUCGUGGCCUCCACGACUUUCGUGCUGAUUCUACUUCUACUCAAGCUGCCAUUACAACUGUCGCCGCUACUAAUACUGCUACUUCAACUCCAUCGCUCAGUGGGUUAGACGCUGAUACUGGUUGCUUAGGAGGCGACGCCGGCACCGGAAGAUGGCCUAGACAAGAGACUCUAACUCUUCUUGAGAUCAGAUCUCGACUUGAUCCUAAGUUCAAAGAGGCUAAUCAAAAGGGUCCCUUAUGGGAUGAAGUUUCUAGGAUCAUGUCUGAAGAACAUGGAUACCAAAGAAGCGGGAAGAAAUGCCGAGAGAAGUUUGAAAACUUGUACAAAUAUUACAAGAAAACAAAGGAAGGCAAGGCUGGAAGACAAGAUGGUAAGCACUACAGGUUCUUUCGACAACUCGAAGCUCUCUAUGGAGAAACCAGCAAUACAAACUCAGUCCCAGAAAGCCAUUUUGCGGGACACGGUCUUCGAUUUCAUACCAUAGGCCAGAAUAUCACUCAAGCAAAUCAAGAUGGCUUUCAAUCUCAAAAGCAUUGUGAUAGUCUUAGCCUAUCUAAUUCCUCUGAGUAUGGUACUUCUUCCUCCGAUGAUAAUGAUCUCAGCACCGCGGCGGCGAUGGUGGAGAAUGACUCGGGGGAGAAGAGGAGGAAAAGAAGAGGAAGAAGCUGGAAGGGAAAGAUAAAGGACUUCAUUGAUUCCCAAAUGAGAAAUUUGAUAGAGAAACAAGAGGCAUGGUUGGAGAAGCUGAUGAAUACCCUUGAACAGAAAGAACAAGAGAGGAUGUUAAAAGAAGAAGAAUGGAGGAAAGAAGAGGCAGCGAGGAUAGAAAGGGAGCACAAGUUUUGGGCUAAAGAGAGAUCUUGGAUUGAAGCUAGAGAUGCAGCUUUGAUGGAGGCAUUGCAGAAGCUAACAGGAAGUGAAGUAAAAGCUUCAUCUUCUGAGGCUCUAAUGGCUGCUGAAAUUCAAAACCAAAGUGAAAACCAGAAUGAGGAUGGAAGUGAAAUACUAAAUAAUAAUGGGAAAGGUGAAAGCUGGCCUGAGUCUGAGAUUAUGAGGCUAAUGCAAUUCAGGAAUGGAAUGGAAUUAAGGUUCAGGCAAAGUGUAUGUUCAGAAGAGGCUUUGUGGGAAGAAAUAGCAGGAAAGAUGGCUUGUUUGGGAUAUGAUAGGAGUGCUUUAAUGUACAAAGACAAAUGGGAACGCAUUAAUAAUUGUCAGAGAAGAAGCAAGGAAGGUUACAAGAAGCGCAAAGAGAAUUCAAGAAGCUGUGGCUACUUUCAGAAUAAUGAGUCUUCCCUAUACAAUCAAGGUGGGGCUUAUUGUGAAAUGAAUGAACAAGAGCCAGAGACUGUGAGACUACAAGGAAAUAAUGAUGGUUCUUCCCCUUCUAAUUCCAAUGCUGGGAAUUCUGUGCAUGAGAGUUGCUUUCCCUUCUUGAUGGCUGAUGGGGAAAACUUGUGGGAAAAUUAUGGUUUGAAACUCAACAAAGGCAAUCACAACCAGUAAGUAAAAAAAGAAAAGCACAUAGAGUUUGUUAAGUUGUUCUAAUUAUCUGGAUUGGGAAGAAACUUUGAAGGGCGGGAAAACGUACGUAGUUGAAUUGUUAAGAGGUAAGAGGUUUGAAAAUGCCUCUGGUACAAUGGACUUACAUUGUGUAAGAGCUAGCUGACUGAAGAUUUAUGUAUAUUAGGACUUAGAAGCUGCACAUUUAAGAAUAAAAUAAUGGGGUUUGUGUUUUAUCAGUGUAAUGGGGAAAGGAGGAAGCAAUUAAUAUUUUGCUCAAAUUAUCGGGUUAUGGUCUCAAUGUUCUGUAAGUUUUCCAUUUUGUGAUAAAUUUCCCUUCUGUGCAUGCAAUUGGUACUAUCAUAUUGUAGUUCAUUUUUUAUUUCCUUCUUACAUCUUUCCCUUCCAUACUUUAUUUUCUAUUCUUCAAUAAUCUUUGGACCCCUAGAGAAGCAUUGCGUGUGUAUGUGUGAGAGAAUAAUUUACUUGUCAUAAUAUACAUUACUUGUAGAUUUCAAAAUUCAUAUUUGAUGCACCAUCCGUGCAUGAAUAAAAUGUAAGUACUUUGUCUUCUGACAUUUGGUAAUAAAUUCAUUGUCCAAUUGAGUCCUUGUGGAAAAUUAUUUCUUCCAUCACUACUAAUGACAAUAUUGGAAUACAUUUACCCGGAUCAAGAGCAAUGUACUAAUGUACCUAGUCAUUUUGUUCAGAGUCAACAAGGAAGAAAUAUACAGUGAUUUAUUCCAACUUUCAAGAAAGUAAAAUGACAGGUAGCCACUUGAUAUUGACUCUGUUUGUCCUAAUAAUCUUUGAAAGUAAAUUUUUAGCUACAAAAAUAUUAAAUAUAGCAGAAUUUCGGAGUUCAAGGAACGAGAUUCCAGAAAAAACAUGGGUGUUCCCUACCAUUACUUU